CAGAAAGAGGGAAAAACAGAGAGACGUCAGAUGCGAUCUAUAAAUCACCUGUAGGUACUUAUAUAGAAACACACAGACUACUGAUAUCGAAUAGUACGAUUAAUUAAACUUCAAUGUUGUAACACAAGUAAGGAUGAUCAUGCGUUUAUGUCUGAACUCUGUAAAAUUUAACGACUUAUAAUGGAAAUCUCGUGCCUGGAAUGUCGUUAGUGUACAAGCUGGAAAAGUGACUCGACGUCGAUCGCUUAUUGGGUUGUUGUAAUACAGUGAAAUUAUGAUGGAUCAUGACACUCAGUGGCUGUACCAGAUCCUUGCUGAGGUGCAGCUGGAGAGAUUUUAUUUGAAGCUGCGCGAUGGACUCAAUGUGACGCGUAUUGAACACCUCAAUUACGUUAAAGAAGCAGAUCUUGAACAUAUUGGCAUUAGUAAACCAGGACAGCGACGAUUAUGGGAAGCUGUCAAACAGUAUAAAAGCAACGUGCGACCACGAUCAUGGAUGGUCAAAGUUUUUAAUGGUCGUACCCAGGAGGGAAAUGACCAGAAUAAGGGUGUUGGACCUGGCCAGGGGCCAGACACAGGACGUGCUCUCCCCUGUCUUAUUCAGGACAGUGAACUGGUCUUUGGGGAGAAGCUGGGCUCAGGUUCCUUUGGUGUUGUUAGAAAAGCAGAAUGGUUUACACCAACUGGACGAGUGAUUCCCGUAGCAGUGAAAACAUUGAGGAGUAACUCAUCGAGGUUGGGAGAAAUGGUGACAGAUUUCCUCCAGGAAGUUACAAUCAUGCAGUCUCUUGACCACCCCAACAUUAUACACCUCUAUGGUGUUGUCCUUACUCAGCCCCUUAAAAUGGUAACAGAGCUGGCUCCUCUCGGUUCUUUAUACGACACACUGCGUCUGCGGCAGGGAUUUUACCCCCUGUUACGACUCUGGCUCUUCAGCACACAGAUUGCUGCGGGUAUGGAGUAUUUAGAGUCCAGGCGGUUCAUCCACAGAGAUCUUGCUGCACGUAAUGUGCUCUUGGCUUCUAAAGAGUUAGUGAAGAUCGGAGACUUUGGACUGAUGAGGGGCUUGGAUCAGGAAAGGGAUCACUAUGUCAUGACGGCGCACAGACGUAUUCCCUUUGCAUGGUGUGCUCCUGAGAGUUUACGUGUGGGUUCUUUCUCUCAUGCCUCUGAUGUCUGGAUGUUCGGUGUCACGUUAUGGGAAAUGUUCACUUACUGUGAAGAGCCCUGGUUGGGGCUCUAUGGCAAACAGAUAUUAUACAGUGUAGAGCGUGGUGAUCGGUUGGAGAGGCCACAAGACUGUCCGCAGGAGAUAUACUCUGUGAUGCGUAAAUGUUGGGCCUGUAGUGCUGCUGAUCGACCGACCUUCUCACAGCUCACAACCAUGGUAGCUGAGGCACAGCCUAUGGAGCUUCGUGCAGUGAAAGAAUUUACAGACCCUAGAAAACUCUCUCUACAGCCGAAUGAUCUAAUCACUGUAAUAGAACAUGGGCAGGACAUAUCUGAGUGGAAGGGGCAAAACCAGAGAACUCUGGGUACUGGCUGGUUCCCUCCAGCAUUGGCAGCGCCCUCUCUUACAGCAGUAACUCCUGUGUCCAGUUCUGCUCUGAUCUCUCCUCCUGUGCGAGGCAGUCUACAUCACGCUGGCCACGGAGAUAGUGAUCCAGCACGGAGCUGGGGCACCCCAGAACGGUUAAAUGACACUGGAAAUUGGGGGAUUCCAUCAACAAAAGUCAAGAAUGGAUCCAAUCUGAAGAAAAUGUCAGGCAUGUCCAAAAGUCUGGAGUCAGUCCUUGGAGACAACAGUGGAGACAAUGCCGCUCACCCCGGCCACCGUAGAGCCUUGCCGAACCAAAUCCCCCUAGACCCCCGCAGGUUUAGUGACGCUGUUGUCUUCACACCUCCACCCCCACGCCCACCACCCCCCAUGCUCAAACGCUUCAAACCCCAAAUGAUGAUUCAUGACCGUAGACAAGCAAACCCCGGUGCCUGGGCCCCUCCAACUCAUCACUUACAGCUACAGUUCCAACACCAACCUCAGCAGCAGUGUUUUGGGAGCAACAAUCUUACCCGGAUGAGCCAACUGGCCAAAUCGAGCCCUCAGUUAGAUGAUGACGUGAAUAAAGAGAAGGAGCGGUAUAAGGAAAAAGAUCGAGAUAAGGGACCGGAAAGGUACCCACCACAAGUGAAUAAGGAGGCACUCAUAGCACAGGUUCAGGAGGCGGUACAUGGAGUGACCAGUGAAGAGGUUCAGAGGGCAUUGCAUCGCAAUGAAUGGAAUCCUGCGCGGGCAGAGCAACAGCUUAAGACAGACCAGCUGUUUUACAUGAAUCAGUGCUCUCGUGAGGAAUGUCAAAAACUCCUCGCCCGCUACAACUGGGACCUGCAACUGGCAAGCCGUCACAUUAUUAGAGUGAUCAAAGACCGAGAUAGGACCAGAGAGGGAUCAGAAAGACGAUGAGAAAGAGUUUAACAUUCAAUCUCUGAUUUAUAAUUAAAUGAUACUGUUCUUAAUAUCAAUGAAUUCUGUCAACAGGCCACAAAAACGGUUGUAGCUAGUGAAAAAGUAUCGGUAGUGUCUCUACUGUGCACUUCAUGAUUAAAUUAGAGACAUUAAGAGCUGCAUGAGGUUCAGUCUCGGGUACAACAACACUGAAAUAAUGAAAGUAUAUUAAUAGAAGUGUAAUGUAUAACUUGACUUUUUUUAAGAGAAACCAUUAUAGUUGUGACAUUUAAUUAAUUGUUUGUUUUCAGAUCUGUGUAUAAAUAUGUGUAUAUAUAGACUAUUUGUAGCUGUUUAAUAAAGUAAACUUUUUAUAAAA
This is a messenger RNA of Paramisgurnus dabryanus, 2822 nucleotides long. It is a transcript of the gene tnk1, whose product is annotated as tyrosine kinase, non-receptor, 1. Gene Ontology annotation, biological process: protein phosphorylation. The record is from RefSeq and is a predicted model, not a curated record. NCBI's taxonomy places the organism in Eukaryota, Metazoa, Chordata, Actinopteri, Cypriniformes, Cobitidae. Gene Ontology annotation, molecular function: ATP binding; protein binding; protein tyrosine kinase activity.